Aspergillus ruber CBS 135680 is the source of this 1983-nucleotide messenger RNA. RefSeq lists its product as uncharacterized. The record is from RefSeq and is a predicted model, not a curated record. Gene Ontology annotation, cellular component: cytoplasm. Bases 1 to 1983 code for a protein of 660 amino acids. The transcript is spliced from 2 exons. Gene Ontology annotation, biological process: cellular response to oxidative stress. NCBI's taxonomy places the organism in Eukaryota, Fungi, Ascomycota, Eurotiomycetes, Eurotiales, Aspergillaceae.
AUGACCGACAAUGAAGACCCUCUUAUCGCGGCCCUGCCACCGGCCACCGACUACCUCACCUAUCUCACCAUUCUCGAAUACCAACUGACCCCCGCUCGCCUACCCACUCUCCAUAAAGUUCUCCAAGAUGAGACAUUGACCACGAAUAUCGGCUGGGAUCUGGUGCAAGUGCUCCUGCCCAUGAUUCCGCAAUCCUCCGAAUGUUUACAGGAUAUCGCUCGUCUGGGAAAUCCGAGAGAAGUCAUCUUGCGUGUUUCAGAUGCUUUGAUGAAACUACAGCCUGACGAUGACGAGGAAGAUAGUGAGGAUAUUGGAGAGGGAAGUAGCACACAUGAAACACAGAAGACAGAUGAAGGUCUUCCACGGCAUAUCUUGAAAUUCAACUGUCUCAUGGCCAUGCUAUCGGUACUCCAUCGUCGUAUCCAGACCAAGUCCCCCAGCCGAUUCAUCGCUACGUCCCUUCAGGCAGCAUUGGAAGCUUAUACUCUGAUGCCAACAAACGAAACCACAAUUGCACUUCUGGAGUUCUUUAGAGAUAUCGCUCCCUCGAAGAGGCCCGCACCCCCGCCGAGAGCAGCCAGCGAAUCCAGCAUUCUGCGAGUUUCGGAAGCCUCUGCACCCGACCCCGAAGCCGAAGUACAGUCUCCUGCGCCCUCGAGUAAUAAUGAACCCAUACUUGUCAGGAAGUUUUUGCAAUUUGGUCUCAUUGAAGUGCUCAAGUCAUACCUUUUGAGUUUCUCAAGUCCUAUGGAUCCAGGGAUGUCAUGGGCCAUUAGGUUGCAAGAAAAGCUACGUCCGAACUUGCGUAUACCAGGAAGAGAGUCGCAGACAGACGUUUACGCUUCUACCAAGCAUCUCAAAGAAAGAGACUUGAUCAUGGCGAAGAUUACUGCUCUGUCUCGAGAUUUCGGUUUAGACGACAAGCAACUUCUUUCGGUUGUUUCGCAGCCAUCCGACAACCAUCCUCCGCCGCUAGACUUUGACGAACCACCAAAGAACCCCGAAGAUAUCCCGCUCGAAAGACACGGUUCUUUGUUGUUGCUGGCUGCGCGGGCUGCGGUGGCAGAGUUGUACUCGUCAGGCCAGGUUGUUCCAAUUGCGGUCUUCCCUGAUUUGGCCCAACUGUUCUCGAACUUCGUCGGGGGUUUCAAGACUCCGGAUGAGGUGGCUUUCGGGCAACCUCAGCCACUUCUAGACUCUCUGCUCACACUGACGGUAUUCUCCAUGGAAAAUGCUAUAGGCGAGCCGUCUAGCGAAGCGAAGUUCAACAACUUCGUUCUGGAGCUUACGGCCUGUACAGCGCGUCAGAACUACAGCACAUUACGACGGAUACCAUCUACCAUCAUCCAUAGCCACCCAUCCGAAGUGACUCGCUUCAAGUUGAUCCGCAAGGUCCUUGAAGACGAUGCCCUCCAAGCCGCCAAAGACAGCGCUAUCGGAUGGCUCAAAGAUGAGAUCCUGGCCACCACGGAGCAAACCCCCGAAUCCAGCAUCUUCCAAAACCCACACUACUUCUCCGUCCUUUUACCCCUCCUCUUCAACUCCACCCACCUCCUCCUCAACGUCUCCUCCGAAAUCGUCGCAUCAUGGAUUAGAUUUUCCCAAAUCCUCACGCCCUCCAUUCACGCCGCCCUAAACCUCUACUAUAUUCUCGUCUCCUCCCCGAAACUCCGCGAACGCCUCCAACUCGAAAAGACAUACAUCUACUUCCGCAAUCGCGUCCACGAACCUCUCAAAUCCCUCUGCCACGCCUUCGAGGCCGAUUUGACAGGCCACGGCGGUGAAGGACGCAUCCAGGCUGCCGUGGGUGAGGAUAUGGUUGAGGUUGGGAUGGCUCGUUCCGUUGGAGUUGUGUCACAUACGCUGGAGCAAGUUGAGGAUACAGUGGGUGAUGCGUUUGUGCUUUCCGAUAAGGAGUUGCAGGAACCAAGUGCAGAUGAUAUUGCGAGUGUUGAUGCUAUUCGGAAGGAGACUGCAUCAUAA